Procambarus clarkii (red swamp crayfish) is the source of this 1754-nucleotide messenger RNA. RefSeq names its product tyrosine kinase Abl. Gene Ontology annotation, cellular component: SCAR complex; lamellipodium; actin-based cell projection. Gene Ontology annotation, molecular function: SH3 domain binding; signaling adaptor activity. The record is from RefSeq and is a predicted model, not a curated record. NCBI's taxonomy places the organism in Eukaryota, Metazoa, Arthropoda, Malacostraca, Decapoda, Cambaridae. Gene Ontology annotation, biological process: neuron migration.
UGAGAAUGGUUAGAGAGGACUGAGAAAUGUGAAGUGAGAAGCGCAGCUGACGGAUGUGAACGGUGUAGUGUCCUCCACCCUUGUUGUUGUCUCUUUCACACUCUACUUUUAAUAAUAUAAACCAGGCAUUUCCAAUAUGGCUCUAUCUUCGGAAUUUGUAUCUCUUGUUGAGCAAGAAAUCCCAGAGGGACGGCAGUCGCUCUCUGAUUCUCACGCCAACUUAGAGAAAGUAGCUGCCUACUGUAUUGAAAACUUUGCACGGGCAGAGAAUAAAGCCAGUGCAUUGGAGGAGACAAAGAACUAUACAACACAGUCACUUGCAAGUGUGGCCUACCAGAUUAACACACUUGCUUACAACUUUCUGCAAAUGGUUGAACAACAAGCACACCAGUUGGCUGAAAUGGAGAGUCAAGUCAACUAUAUCUCUCAGAUGGUGAUGGUACACAAAGAGAAAGUUGCUCGAAGAGAGAUUGGCGUCCUGACGACGAACAAGACGACUGCUCGACAAUACAAGAUCUUGGCUCCAGCAAAUACUGAGAAGCCAAUUAAGUAUGUAAGGAAACCAAUUGACUUCACAAGUUUAGAUGAUGUUGGCCAUGGGAUACGCUCAUCAUCAAGUAGUACGCCUCGGUCUCGACGAUCCACCAGCAGUGUGGGGAUGCCACCACCUCCAGCCCACCAACAGCCACCAACAUCAGCUGGACCAGCACCCACAACUAAGCCUCCCACUCCACCUCAGGCAAACAGAUCAGUCAGCAGUCUCUCUCGUGGCUCGCGCGAAUAUCGUACACCCCCUGCAGUUGCUCCACCUCAGGUGCCCAGUAACUAUGCACCCAAUUACCCAAUUGGCCACCCUCGCCGUAAUGACCGCUCAAGUGGGUACAGUACGCUUCCGCACCAGUCUGCUGCACAUGUGGCUCCCAUGAACCACAAUGGAAGUGGCAGCCCAGCUCCACCUCCACAGGUGGGAACAGUGCACCCUAUGACCCACAUUGUGCCACAGGGAUCCUACACACCCCCACCACCGCCGCCACACAUGCAGGAGCCUCCUCAAUAUGCCUCUCACCCUAUGGGCAUGCCACGCUAUCCUACCCUGAUACGACCUGCCAUGACUUUGCCAAAGAACCUCACUAACAAGAGCCUGUCAAACAAGGCCAACGAGCUGGUCUUAGCACCCCCCUCCCCUGCUUCUUCUGGAGUUAUCAGUGAGCAAGAGUACAACAGUCGAUCAUCUGGUGCUUCUUCUCCUCCUCUUCCUCCACCACCCACGAGUGAUGCAGACAUCCCCCCAGCGGUGCCUCCGCACUUCAUGGAGAAAGUUGUGGAUGACACCCCAGCCCCACACCGUAUCACUGGAUCGACCGCACCUGCUGUUCCUCCACAUUACAUUGAGAAAGUGAUUGCCGUGUAUGACUAUUCGGCCGACAAAGAAGACGAACUCACAUUCUCGGAGAAUGCUGUCAUCUACGUGCUCAAGAAGAAUGAUGAUGGGUGGUGGGAGGGUGUCAUGAAUGGAGUGACAGGCCUCUUCCCAGGAAACUAUGUUGAGCCACUUAUGUGAAGUGACCUACCAGACAAUACUGGCUGGUGGAACAGACUGUGUGUGUAGGGAAAGUGAUGUAUAUUUUUCCUCCGAAAUUAAAUAUGCAACAUGUACCGUUUUGUCAUAGUUUAUAUUAUAUUACGUAGAAAGAAGUUAGUAGGAUACUUUGCAGGAAUUGUAUUUUAACCAUAUUAGAAUACCCAGAUUGUCA